AUGGAGACGAGGGUAAAGUCGGUUAUCUUGGCUGAUCAUAUUCUUUCCACUACCCCGACCAGUGUCCUCUUCAACAAGGUCUUUGAUGAGCAAUGGGUGUUUUUCCGUGACCUCAGCAUGGAUGAGAACUACCUCGAAUUGGUGGAUACAACUCAAGAUUUGGCAAGAUUCCCUAGACAGACAGAUCAUAGUGACUGGCCGCCUUGGGCUAAAUGGUCUUGGAGGCACAUUCAUCUUUCAAAGGACAUUCAUGAAUCAUGGAAGAUACUGGAAAUCAGCCUGGAAAGACUUAAAAAGGCCAAUAUUUCCAAUGCAACAUCAGUCAUCUCUGUUGUGUUGGGAUUGGGUUUGCUCUUCAGGGAGUGUAAACAGGUGAUUGAGUAUGAGGAAGAUGAGGCCCCUUUAGAUACCCCUGCCUACCUUGCCAACUCCGUCUUCAAUAUCUCAUUCUUGCAUCUCUUGGAGGAGGCAGUGCCUGAAGUCUUGUGCUUGUAG
Suillus subalutaceus is the source of this 495-nucleotide messenger RNA. RefSeq lists its product as uncharacterized. Lineage: Eukaryota; Fungi; Basidiomycota; Agaricomycetes; Boletales; Suillaceae. The coding region runs from base 1 to 495 and encodes 164 amino acids. The transcript has 2 exons. The record is from RefSeq and is a predicted model, not a curated record.